AUGUUCUUCAACAAGUCUUCUCUCGCUCUCGCCUUCGUGGCUCUCGGUAGCAUCGUCUCCGCCCACCAAACGCCGGCCUGUGUCCUGUCUGUUAUGGGGUCGCAUCUCCAUGUCCAUAAACAACACUCGGCAGUCCCCGAACAACAAUUGACAAAUCUCUCCAGUGACACCAACAACCCAGCUGAUCUGGCCACCAUUUGUGGUACUGAUGCAAAGAAAACUGAGACUGCCAUCUGCAACUCGUGCGGCAGCGGCGCCGAGGCGGCCCUGAAGUACUUCGCCAACGUCUGCACCGCGGCCGGCCACGAAGUUGAUAUCCCCUCCGUCACUGCUAGCAGCGCUACUGCUUCUAGCUCUGGCUUCGCUACCGCCGUCUCGACCUCUGGCUCCAAGGCUACUGGCUCGACCUCUGGCUCCGGCUCCGGUAGUGGCUCUGAGUCUGAGUCUGGCUCUAGCUCUAGCUCUGGCUCCGGAUCUGGCUCUAGCACUGGCUCUGGAGCUUCUCGUAGCUCUUCGGCCUCUACUGCUCUUCACACCGGUGCCGCCGUGUCUGACCGCCAGCUAUCGGGAACUACGCUCCUCGGGGCUGCCGUAUUCGCCGGCAUUGCCGCUUGGCUUUGA
Messenger RNA from Penicillium maclennaniae, 621 nucleotides. RefSeq names its product putative GPI anchored cell wall protein. NCBI's taxonomy places the organism in Eukaryota, Fungi, Ascomycota, Eurotiomycetes, Eurotiales, Aspergillaceae. Bases 1 to 621 code for a protein of 206 amino acids. The record is from RefSeq and is a predicted model, not a curated record. The transcript is spliced from 2 exons.